This is a messenger RNA of Porites lobata, 7649 nucleotides long. The record is from the annotation of a GenBank genome assembly. NCBI's taxonomy places the organism in Eukaryota, Metazoa, Cnidaria, Anthozoa, Scleractinia, Poritidae.
UGUGCACAGCUUUACCUAGUGGUAACUGAAAAAAUAUUGGUUUGUUUGGCCACACAGGUCAUGAUGGGAAUUAUUUCAACAGGAAUCUCGGAAGGAAAGGGUCGAGCUGGGGUAAUGAUUCCUAUCCCUGAAUAUAGCAUGUAUCAGGCGAGGCUACUGCAACACAACACACACCAGGUAAUACCUAUUCGUGUCACUUGGCGUCGCUUCCCGCGCAGCCUGUUCCAGGCGUUCAAAUAGUAGAACGCAGUGUUUGGGUUAAAUCGUACGCGGAGGAAACGAGGGGAGAGUGGGGCGAGAGCGCGGGAACUUUCCCUCUCUAGUCUCUCCUGUUUUUUUUUUCCUCAUCAAUUUUUGGACCGUGCUUUAUUAUCUGAACGGCUAAAACAGGCUACUUCCCGCUAGAAGUGACACGCGUGUUGCGUCGCAUUUUUAGGAGUUGUUUUCUCUAUCGUUCACGCAUUUUCAUCUACUUAACCAACGAAGCUGGUGAGUUUGUCUGGGAGGGGCAGCGGAAAGGAGUGCGAGGAGAGUGGAGCACUUGCACACGCUUCGCUCGUGCUAUCGCGGCUUUACUUCGCUUUAAUUUUCACGCUUGCUGACCAGUCUAACUAGGCAUGUAUUAGUAACUGUUAAGAAGAAAGAGACUUAAGACUCUAGAAGAUGGCUGUAAAUUUGAAUUAAAUGUUCGCAUCGCGAAAGUCUACUACUGUAUUUUCCAUGCAGAUUUUCCAUCUUUAAGAGCCGUUGGCGCGUGCGAAUCACUACUAGAAAAACAAAAUAUUACAAAACAAAAAACGCUUUGUGGUGUUUGAGCAAGUUAGCUUCUUCCCUGCCUGUGCAAAAUUCGUCCAAGUUUGGCUGAUUUUCACUUAAACCACGGUGACGGGCCGGUCGUACUCGGAGUCGUAAACGGGUUCAUGGGCUUAAAGGGAGGAAUCGGAGUCCCAAAGUAAGAAUCGGAACGUUUUUAUCUUCCGACUCCGCUUACGACUCCGCCGCUUACAGUGUAGUGAAACCGGGAGGAAUAAACCAAUCGCAAUACUCGUUCCCAAGCACUGUGGCAUGUUGUGAAGGAUUGAUCUGUCGCUUCUCGUUACAAGUGCGACAACCUUGUAGUUGUCACUACUGACAUUGUAAGCGACGGAGUCGUAUGCGGAAUCUGACUUCUUUUUCACUCGAUCAUAACGCUUUGCACUUCUAAUUACGACUAGUGAAAACUGGACCAGCCUUAAGAGUUCCCGAAACUAUCCGUCAACCGAAGUAUAUUUAAGAACUUGGUUCCAGUUUUGUUGCAGCAAGAAUUUAUUACUUCACACUUUGGCAUUCUUCCUCAGAGACCCCAGGAGAAAAUUACGUUCUACUCAAGUUUUUAUUUAUUUUUUAUCCUGAAGACUGAUAUUUUACCUUCUUGACGAAGACAACAACUGGGGCUUGAAUAUGUCUGAACUAAAGAAAAAGCUGGAUGGGGCAAGGCCGCACUGUUUACCAAGAGCUCUCGUGCUGAUAAAUCCAGGCAAUCCAACAGGUACGUUGAAUGUUUAUCGAUUUGUAAUACGUGCAGUAAUAUUAAUGCAGAUGAUGAUGAUGAUGAUGAUGAUAGCAAUGAUAAUAAAAUUUCUCUAUUUACUCUCGACAUUCUUUUAGCACACAGGUUAUUGCGUUCCAGCUUUCUUUUCACGGGGUGACCCUUAUAAAAGGGUGUUCGUUAUACCAGGGUGUUGGUCAUAUAGGCGUUCUUUUUUUUCUUUUUUUAUGAAUUCCCGCCUAAUAACGGGAUGUUCAUUAUCUAAGCAGUCGUUAAACUAGGGUGUCCGUCAUAUAGAGAUUCUACGUUAAACCGAGGUGUUCGUUGUAUCAGAGUUUAACUAUAAAAUGUAAACUUGUUCUGUCCUUCGUUUAUCCAUUAACUUUAGUCACGUUUGCUGCUUGUUUAUAUAUAGGUCAGGUGUUGACUUAUGAAGGCAUUCAAGAAGUAAUCAAGUUAUGUGCUCGUGAGAAGUUAGUUUUAUUCGCCGAUGGAGUUUACCAAGACAACGUGUACGCGGAGGGAGCCCAGUUUCACUCGUGCAAAAAUGUCCUCAGGGACCUGGGAGACGAAUAUAGCGGAUACCAAUUGAUCUCUCUUCAUUGCAGUGCGAAAGGAUACACCGGAGAGUAAGUUGUGCGUGUGUUUUUCCUCUUGUUUGUUUAUUUUUGUAUCCACCCUCGGGAAGCGGGAAAAUUUGAUUUAGUGCCAAUUUUGUACCCUUGGUGGUCUGUUUGCUGGGCUUAUUUGAUUGUACAUACAUACCCAUAGUCAAACCAUUAUUAACCGUUCCCAAUUCCAAAUUUGCUUUUAGCCUGCUGCUAUCUUCUCAAUUGAUGUGUGUGAGUUUUUUUUUUUUUUCCUUUUUUUUUUUUUUUUUGUCUUUUGUUUUUUGUUUUGUUUCGUUUUUGUUUUGUAGUUUUUCUCUCUUUUGUCACUUUUUACUUGUAUUUAAUUUGUUGUCUGUGAAAAUAAAUUUUAAAAAAACCUUGGGUGUUUAUUAAAAAAAAAAAAAUUCUAAAUUUCAUUUCUUAAAAUCAAGUGCCCAGAAUUAGAAUCUCAGAAACAUAUAGUACCUCAUGAAAGUACUGACAAAGAGGUUUCAUUUGAAUGGUCACACCAAAAGCCAAAUGAUUUCGUCCCCACACUCUAAAGUUAGUUAGAACUUCCUUACUCGACUCCAUCGUUCAUUCUGGAAGAUAAAUUAAGGGGUCACUGAUCAAAGUCCCGGAAAGACUUUUCUCUGAAUUACUGAUUAAGAGUCACAGCCCUCGUUUUGCUACCCUGCGAGCAGUGGUUUCUCCAGGUCGGACUCUAUGCUGCGAAGGGAGAGAAACCACUCCGAACAACCGUUUGAUUUUCCAUCAUUAAAAACUUGUAGUGUGAUAGGCCUUAACAAAGAGAGAUGGUAGGUGGUUAAAACUAUUAAUAAGUAAAGGUAAAUUUACAGUGGAUGCUAUUGAAACAAUCAGACCAAACGUGUCCCAUAUUGUAUUUCGUGCUAUAGGUGAUAGUGAUGAUGAUGAUGAUGAUGAUGAUGAUGAUGAUAAUGAGAUGGAGGAGGAGGACAAGGAGGAGGAGGAUGGUAAUGCUUCUGAGGGUGAUGGUAAUGGUGAAGAUGACUAAAGAUGAUUAGAAGAAGAUAUUAAAAAAGAUGUUAACGUAAGUUAGGUUUAUGAACACACAGUAAAGCUUUGUUCUAGAUUUUAUACUAUAAAAAGUUUCCCGCUUGACUACUCUUCAGAUUUAAAGACUGUACAUCAAUAGAAACAAAAUAUUUAAUAUGUGAAUUCCUGUUGUCAUAUAAAGUUGGAUUAAUGUGGAAAAUUAGAUUUAUUGUUAAAAAAAGAUUUUACUAACGUUUGUAGUGACAUGUGAAUAAUUUAACAUGACCCACCCCUAAUGAGGUGCAUUAUUUUUCCUGACCCACCCUUUUUCACGUGUUAAAAAAUAGUGACCCACCCAAUUUUUCAUAGCCCACCCUCCCCUGUACUUUAUGACUGGUCCCUAAGCGCGAUAAAGUUUGAAGCAGCGCGACUUUACUUUUUAAGUGACGUUUUCGUAGCCGUCGCCGUCGUUGUUGCUUAAACUCCCUAUUAACGUGGUACAAAACCGCCAUGCUGGGGAUCGAGUAAGGGUGGAUUUCCACUGUCGCGUAAUUUUUACGCGCGUAAAUAUAAUAGAGGUAACAUAUGAAAGGUCAGGCGUAAACGUAAAAAUUAAGCGAGCUUUUACUUUAACGUUUACGCGCGACCUUCCAUACAUUGCCUCUAUUUUAUUCACACACGUAGAAUUUACGUGCAUACGUACGUGAAAAUGAAGCGACAGUAGAAAUCCACCCUAAGGGAGGGGCGCACUGGAACAAGACAAACAAAGAGCUCACAUCAUUUAUAUUUUCUAUGUUUGUCCUCUCCCAGUGCGUGUCUUGAGUUGUUUACCAUUUACAUGGACAAACCAUUCGGUUGGCGGUUUGGGCAUGCAAAUGGUAAGCAAAAUUCAGUGGUAGUAAAUUUCGUCCCAGAAUCGCGUCGCGUUUUCCAUUUGUACCAAUCAGUUUCAUUUACCGAAAAGCGGCCGCGAAAGCCUUAACCUGGUAUCAAAGGCGGCUUUGAAGAAAAGAAACAUGAUCGGAAAAACAGAAAAACCUUUUCAGGCACUCCGUUGCCCCUGGACAUUUUCCAAUGAAAUUUCUUGAAAAGUUGUCAGGUGUUCUACUUACCGGUUCUUUCCAACUGUAUUUUUGUAAAUGGUAAACAACCUUGCUCUCCAUCAUAGUGUUUUCGUACCAUGUCAAUGACAAGCUGCAAUGGGUCAAUUGUUCAUCUACCCCUGAGACUACUCGACUUACUUCUUUGCUGUUCCUUGCAGAUGUGGGCUCAGAGGUAGAUAUAUAGAGCUCGUAGGAUUCAAUGAUCAACUGAGGUCUCGAGUAAAAACUUACCUGAGUGCAAGAAGUUGCCCUUCCACGAUAGGACAGGUACAAAAAAUGUAUCACAUGAAGUGAAAUUGGGGCAGAGGUCCCUAAUGAAAGGGCUGCCUCAAACCCUAGUCCAAAAUUUCCAGUUUGAAUACUUGGAAGGUCCUCAGUUACCUUUUCGUUAGAGCGAAAGUAUUUUAGUUCUUCUACGAUGAUUUAUUAACAUCUCCCAAGUCCUAGACAAGCCUGGCUGCUUGUGUUUUUCUUUUCGUUAUAUUGGCUUUGUGUUGUUUGUUCCUGUUGUUGUUUUGUUUUGUUUUAUGGUGGUCAGGGUAUUAUAGGCAGUUAAGCAAAAAAUUGCAAUAGUUCAGAUGUAACUUCAUCAUAAUUAGGCGUCUCUCACACUAUGCGCAAAGAACGACGGGAUGGUGAAAGAUGGCUUUGCCCUCCUUUCUUACUCCUCCCAUAAAGCUUCGCGCUUCUCUUAUUUCCAGUCAUUCGCCUUGUGUCGCACGAGUCUCGAAGCGCCUGCAGAGGAAGCUGUUAGUGCUUUAUUGUAAGGUACUCAGGCUGUAUUCAUUACGCUUGGUUUCUAACCCAAGGUAAUCAUGGGACUCACUUGCAAUCCUCCCAAGCCUGGCGAUGAAUCAUAUGAAAAGUUUUCAAAGGUAUGCUCCUUAACUGUAACUUAACCCAGAGAAACUCACGCGCCUCGCGUGAUCAUAUUCAGCGCUACUUUAUCGCUCUUGUAAUUUUUUAAAGGGGCUUUGUCACGGCUGACUAGUUUUUAUGGUUGAUAAUGGCAAUAACGAGUCAUUAUUCGCUAUGGAACUUGAAAACUUAGGUACUUAGUUGUGAAUGACAAAAUUAAUUGUAUUAUUCUUUUUUUUUUAGCUUGUCUCUAGUGCUCAGGCUGUAACUCGUUCCAGGUUUUAACGAAAAUGUAACAAUUUGAACCAUAGCUUUUCACGAUACAGAUAAAAGCAGUGAAUAAUACAAUACUUAGUCAGGUGACGCCUCUAAUGCCUGCCAUGGGGUAGCCGAUUUAACAAAUAAAGCUUGUUCCUCUUACCUUGGGUACCAGAGGUUUUUCUCCCGGGUGGCCGGAUCCUUCGGCCCGUGGGCCAAAGCCACGAGUGGCGAUAAAGAUUUGAAAAAGCGGAAGCCGUGCAUGAAAAGUCUCUGGCACGCAAGAUAGGUUUCCAUUGAUUCUUUUGCCCAAGCAAAACGUCAGAUUCGUGUCUUACGCAAGUAACGUUUGCCAAGUGCUGGAGUCGCUAAGGGACUAGGUCGAGUAAACAAAAAUUUCUAUUUUCUCCUGGAACAUUUGGCAAUCUUCUUAUAAAUGUAUAGAAAAUGAUCUUUAAUUGCGACGCACUAGGGAAAUUCUAUAGAGGUGAUUACCUUCAGUAUUCCCAUAUCUUGCCUAAUGCAUUAUUUUGUGUUUUAUCCGUAUUACACGAAGUAACUUCCAUCAAGGAUUCUUACGUGAAGAAAGCAAAGAUGACAACGGAGGCUCUUAACUCAAUGGAAAAUGUUAAGUGUAACGAGGUGGCAGGUGUAAUGUAUGCGUUUCCGAGAAUAACACUUCCAAAGAAAGCCAUCGAGGCAGCCAAGGUAUCAUGUCCUGUUUCCUGCCCUGAUUUCUAGAGCCGCACUGCAGAAUACUGUCAGUAAUGGAUAUCGUAGGUGUACGGUAAUGCGAAUUCCGGAACCCGGGAAUUUUUUUCUUGUAGACUGAUCCGGAAUCAGUUCUGGUGUUUGAAAUUCGGAAUUCAGACCCGGUUGUUCAUAAGAUGGGCAGCGCUAUCCACCGAAUAAAUCACUAUGCGAUAGAUAAGUAUGAGCGAAACCAAUUGCACUAUCCACUGGAUAGAGAUUUAUCCGGUGGAUGGCGUUAUCCAGCUUUUGAACAGCUGCGGCCUGCUCUAUAUAUGAAGCCCGGAAUCUCGCUAACGAUUGGAAUCUGGAAUCCACGUUUCAUGGACAAGGAAUACUGAAUCCAGUACCCGCCAUCCGGGACCUACAGCAUAAAAUCCGGAAUCCACAACGUGCGAUCCAGAAGCCAAGAUUCUCGUUGAUGCACCUUAUAUUAGAGGAAUGCCAACCCGUUUCCCGCCGUGUCAGUUUUCAUAAAAGGCGUUCUUCGGUUAGAAAAAGCGAUAAGGGCGCUAUCAUGGGCUCCCAUCUUAUUCAGGCUGCUGAUAAUGUCCCGCGAAAAUUAAAAUUUUACUUUCUCAACUUUCCUUAUUGCAUUGCUAAAUUCCACAUGUCGUGUCGAUCUAGUAACAACUCCUGAACAACUCCCUGUAAAGGCUUCAUCGAGGGAUUCAUUGAAAUAAAGAUAUUCCUCUCACAAGGGAAGUAUGUAUGUGAUCUGUUUGGUGAGGGAAGUGUCAGGCCAAGGAAAUGCCACCAGACGAGUUUUACUGUUGGCAGGCGCUGGAGAAAACUGGAAUUUACAUGAUUCCUGGCCACGUUUUUGAUAUGAAAGGCAGCGGCGGUAAUAACAACUUUUACUACAGGUAAGAUUUGAAUUAACAAGGGUCAUCAAUUUCAGGUCGGAAUUUUUAUGAUUUUAAAAACCUCUCUGUGAGAUCAUUUGCGCCCUUGGGUCACAAGGUUUUCACAGGUUUGUCUAAUAUAUUUAGAUUGAUUAGAUUGACUGCACCUUUAAAUUUGAACAGACCCCCCUUUCCCCCCAACCCCGAAAAAUUCUGCCUUUGUACUACAGGAACACCAAAUUAGGAUGCGUUUUGACGAACGCGAUAAGGGUAUACACAGGUCGGCCCAUAGCCGGGGUGAUUGGGGCUUAGUGGAGGUCCUGCAACUGGAAUAAAGUGGGUGUUUACAAAUAGAAGGGCUCACAACCGGGAUUAUACGGUACGGACCAGAGCAUAAACUUACUUGGGAAAAGGCGUCCUAAAAGCGAUUUGUCCGUAAAAGCGACGUUCUGUCAGCGUGUGAAAGUCUGAUUGAAUUGGACCAAGUUUCAUCUCCACAUUAUGGCUUAAAAUAAUCCAAAAAGUUUUGAUUUCUCAAAGCCACUAUCCAUACGAAGGAAAUAACUUAAAACGGUUUCAUGUUUUAAUCUUUCUUGGUAGGAUCACUAUUCUUCCUUCUGAAGAGACGUUCGCUCCAAUGUUUGAGCGACUACGAAUCUUUCACCAAGAAUUCAUGGCGCAGUUUAAGGACACGAACUGA